AUACAUAACUGACGUCAUCGUUUGUGCUGUGCUACUAGAGCGGCAUUGAAUUUAUAUGUCCGGUUUUGAUUGUACAGUAAAUCAGAAGGAGUAGUGCUCAAAUACGAUCCUUUACUUUGUUGACCAGAUCUACCCGGCCUGUGGACGAAAACAAUGGCACUAAUCUCCCUCGAGGAUCUCGACGGAUUGGAGGAUGAAGAACUGGACAAUGACAUCACUGACGACCCUGAUUCAAUGGAGGACGACGAGCAGCAGAGGCUGUACACCCAUUGGCAGGCGAUCGCCAGCACACACCAGGUGUCCGUCCCCCGAGAAAUGACAGGACCAAUUCAAGAGCUUACGCAACGGAACCAAACCCAAGAAAGAGAGCAGGUCCCCUUUGCCUCCAUCUCUCAGGAUGAAAAGCUGGGCGAGGUGCUGUUUGAGGAGAGGGUAUACCCUGCAGGGAAGUGGGCGUGCAUCACUAAAGGGGAGAAGCUGUACGAGCAGAGCAUCUCCAUGGGCUUCAUGAAACUCAUGAAAUUCAUCUGCAAGGAGAACUCUGUCGGACGCUAUUUGGGAAUGACUGUACCCAUUGUGAACAGUAUACAAAUGCUGGAGGACGGCAAUGGCUUUCAGAAGGACAUCUUGACCGCAUACUACCUGCCUGCUGAGUUCCAGGCCAACCCGCCUCAGCCAACUGACCCAGACAUUACCAUACUCCAAAGGGAGGCUGUACGAGUCAUCACCCGGACGUUCUUCGGCACCACCACGGAGGAGACAAUCAUGCCUCAGAUUAACCUGCUGUGGGAGAUGCUGGGCCCCAGCGAGGAGAUGCAUCGCAACUCCUACAUGGUAGCUGUCUACGACAACCCUGGAGUGUCCUGUCGCAGGAACGAGAUCUGGUUCAUCCGACGAGACCCCUAAAUCUCUUAUAACAUUCACCUGUCCCCUCCGGUAUCAUCCCGACACCCCCCUAUCCCACCCACCCCCCCUCUGUGCCUCUAGGGUCACGUUCAUUGGCCGCUAAAUGGAAUAAAAGGGACAAACGGGGAGGGACUACCUGGAUUUGGUCCAAUAAGCAAGACUCAUUUUCAGUUUCCAAUGCAAAAUGUUUUUAAAAAUGUUUGUUUUUGUUUUUGCGUGCCCUAAUGAACACAACCCAGAUGAUUCCUGUAACGGGAUAGAGUGUGGAUUAAAAUGGGGGGAAUGGCUCUUGGGUUGGUUUUAGUGGUGAAGAUGACAAGAUUACUUUAAAGAUGGUUUUAGGUAUACAGUAUGGCAGGAAAAUACUUAUUUAACAUUCACUGAGAUUGAAUGUUUUUUUAUGCUCUAGGGGAGCACAAGAAAAUACUAACUUCAGUGGCAUCUAUACCAUGUACACAACCAAAUAUGGUGUUUAAAAUACAAGUAUAUUGUAUCUCUGUGAAAAACUGUCUGGGCAUUACAAGAGUUAACUCUUAUAUCUCCAUCACGUUUUAUCUCCAAAAAAAAUUAUCUUGCUUUUUAUGUAAAAAAAAAUGGGGAAUAUCAUCUAAUCAUUGCAAACUGGUGUCACAUAGUGUCACAGUCCGUUUUACAUUUCAGUCAUUUAGCAGACGCUCUUAUCCAGAGCGACUUACAGCAGUGAGUGAAUACAUUUUAAAACUUUUUUUCUUAAUGAUGUUGAUACCAUAAUGUUUUUUCUAAACUAUAAUGAUUAUGUGUUAUAGGUCUGUAACGUACUACAAAAAUGGUGUAUUUGCAGUUGACUAGAGUAGGCAUCUAGGUUUAACCUAUUAUUAUCCAUAUACAUAGGUAAUUCUGACACAACUUUAUAAUUCAAAGUUACUUGCAAUGAUAUGUGGGUGUCUUACUCUUAACUGUAAUUGAAUUUUAUCCUGCUAGUGAAUUUUGCCCACACUUUGCUACUUUACCUACACUUUGAGGCUGGUGUAGGGAUUUUGAGUAUAGGUGUCCGAAUAAGUAAAUGACUAUCCCUCUUCCCCCAGCCACAAAGCUGUAAAUAUUGAUAAGACAGAUUGGUCAUUCGUUACCUUCAGUUGCCACUAGGUGUCAACCAAACAGUAACGUUUGUAUUAUGUUUUUUGUCGAUUUAUUUUCUUAUUGGUGAAUAGCGAAUAUCUCACAAAUGAAAAGCUUUAUUUUGGUGAGGUUAGUUGUAAAUGGAGCUGAGACUGGGACCAGGCUCUUUAGAUUUUGAGGAAGGUUCAAGCUUUUUGAAGAUUCAUAACUAUAGUUAAUGAUGGUUGGGGAAUGGAAGUUUAAUUAAAGUGACUUAUGAACCUGUCUGUUCAGCAUGGCCAAAUGAUGUGCUCUUACUGUGCUUGCCUCUUUUUUAAAUAUAUAUUUCCCAGAAUAAGUGUGUAUUUGGUGUAUUUGUUUGUAUUCUCCAAUAAUUACUACGGUAUACUUUUGAUAUGUUAAAAUUGCACCCGUCCUCUCUUUUGUGACCUUGUAUUCCUAUGCUGUUUGCAACUGUUUUCAAAGCAUACAUUUGAAAAUUGCAGUGUGAAUUGUAGUGGGUUGCUUCAAUUUAAAGCUGCAAUAUAUAACUUUGGGCAACCUGACCAAAUUCAAAUAGAAUUGUGAGGAGUUAUAGAUCAUUCAUUCUCAUUGAAAGCAAGUCUAAGAUGUAGUAGAUCUGUUCUAUGUGUGUUAUUUCUGUGCUUCCGUUCUUAAGUUUUGUUUUGAACUCUUUUACUUUCUGUUUUGUACAAUAGCUUCAAACAGCUGAAAGUACUAUAUUUUUGGUUAUGGAAAAUAUAUUUCACAGCCGUUUAGAUGGUACAAUGAUUCUCUACACUAUUUCUGCUUGUUUUGUCACAAACCAAAAUUAGAAAUUUUAGCAAACAGAGAGAUUUCUGUAUAGUGCAUCUUUAAACUACUUAAAAGAUUGCCAGUGUGAGUUAAUGGAGAUUUGAUAUGCAUUUACACUUAAAAACGUACCGUGCUUUCAGAAAGUAUUCACACCCCAUUUACUUUUUCCACAUUUUGUUGUGUUACAGCCUGCAUUUAAAAUGUAUUAAAUUUAGAUUUUGUGUCACUGAUCUACACACAAUACUGCAUAACGUCAAAGUGGAUCUUUUUUUUUUAAACAAAUUAAUUAAUGCCUUGCAAAGAAGGGCACCAAUUGGUUGGUACAUGUGAAAGAAAAAGAAAAAUGACCUAUUUGAGCAUGGUGUAGUUAUUCAUUAGGCUUUGGAUGGUGUAUCUAUAGUCAAUACAAAGAUACAGGUGUCCUUCCUAACUUGAGAGGAAGGAAACCGCUCAGGGAUUUAAAACAGUUACAGAGUUUAAUGGUUGUGAUGUGAGAACUGAGGAUGGAUCGACAAUGUUGUAGUUACUCCACAAUACUAACCUAAAUUACAGAGUGAAAAGAAGGAAGCCUGUCCUGUUUGCAACAAGGCACUUAAGUAAUACUGCAAAAAAUGUGGCAAAGAAAUGUACUUUUUGUCCUGAUAAUACAAAGCAUUAUGUUUGGAGCAACGACACAUCACUGAGUUCCACUCGUCAUAUUUUCAAGCAUGGUGUUGGCUGCAUCUACCUACAUGUACAUAUUACCUCAAUUACCACGACUAACCGGUGCCGCCGCACAUUGACUCUGUACCGGUACCCCCUGUAUAUAGCCUCGCUAUUGUUAUUUUACUGCUGCUCUUUAAUUAUUUGUUACUUAAAAAAUGUUCUUAUCUAUUUUUUACUAAACACUUAUUUUUCUUAAAACUGUAGUGUUGGUUAAGGGCUUGAAAGUAUGCAUUUCACUGUAAGGUCACCUUGUUGUCACCUACACCUGUUGUACUCGGCGCAUGUGACAAAUACAGUUUGAUUUGAUAAUAUUAUGGGUAUACUUGUCAUCGGCAAGGACUAGGGAGGUUUUGGGAUAAAAAUUCUCCUUUCAGCAAGACAAUAACCUAAAUCAGAAGUCCAAAUAUACACUGGAGUUGCUAACCAAGAUGACAUAGAAUGUUUGAGUGGCCUAGGUACAGUUUUGACUUAAAUCUGCUUAAAAGUCUAUGUCAAGACUUGAAAAUGGCUGAUUAGCAAUGAUCAACAACGAUUUCGACAGAGCUUGAAGAAUUUUUAAAAGAAUAAUGGGCAAAUAUUGUACAAUGCAGGUAUGCAAACUCCUUUGACUUACCCCAAAAGACUCACAGCUGUGUUUGCUGCCGAAGGGGAUUCUAAGUAUUUUGUGUAGAUCAAUGACAAAAAAUGACAAAACCAUUUGAAUCCCACUUUUUAACACAGCAAAAUAUGGAAAAAGUAAAGGGGUGUGAAUUCAUACUGAAGACACUGUAUACAGCUUUUAUAAUCUUUGAACUGUACAAUUUGUAUUUUUAUGUAAAAUGAAAAUAAAAUAUAAAUAAAAUGG
Molecule: messenger RNA, 4348 nt
Organism: Salmo salar (Atlantic salmon)
Lineage: Eukaryota; Metazoa; Chordata; Actinopteri; Salmoniformes; Salmonidae
Product: heme-binding protein 1
Molecular function (GO): heme binding
Source: RefSeq, a predicted model, not a curated record